Athene cunicularia (burrowing owl) is the source of this 1462-nucleotide messenger RNA. RefSeq names its product TNF receptor superfamily member 6b (gene TNFRSF6B). NCBI's taxonomy places the organism in Eukaryota, Metazoa, Chordata, Aves, Strigiformes, Strigidae. The coding region runs from base 11 to 877 and encodes 288 amino acids. The transcript is spliced from 3 exons. Gene Ontology annotation, molecular function: protein binding. The record is from RefSeq and is a predicted model, not a curated record.
GCUGCAGUGGAUGUUGGCCCCUCUCCUCCUCCUCCUCCUCCUCCUCCUCCUGCCUGAGCUCGGCUGCAACGCCCAACCCACUUACCGAUGGAAGGAUGCGGUGACUAACGAGAAGCUCACGUGCCAGCAGUGCCCGCCGGGGACCUUCGUGGCACAACACUGCACCAGGGCCAGGCAGACGCUGUGCCAGCCCUGCCCGGAUUUGCACUACACGCAGUACUGGAACUACCUGGAGAAGUGCCGGUACUGUAACGUCAUCUGCGGGGAGAAGCAGGUGGAGGUGCAGCAGUGCAAUUCCACCCACAACCGCGUCUGUCAGUGCCAGGAGGGCUACUACUCCGAGAUGGAGUUCUGCAUCAGGCACUCCGAGUGUCCGCCGGGCUCCGGCGUAGAGAAACCGGGUACCCCCUUCGAGAACACCCAGUGCCGCCCCUGCCCGCGUGGCUUCUUCUCCUCCUCCAACUCCAGCACCAAGCCGUGCCAGCCGCACCAGGACUGCGAGCAGCAGGGGAAGGUGACCAACGUGCAGGGCAACCAGUACCACGACACCCUCUGCACCUCCUGCAGACUGGGGGGGACCAACAGCACACAGGCACCAGCUCUAGGAGACGACGACUGUGAACAAGCCAUGAUCGACUUCGUGGCGUAUCAGAACAUCCCCAUCCGAAAGCUGAAGCGCCUGCAGCAGAUCCUGGAGCGCUCGCCGAGGAAGCAGGCGCUGGGGACCAGGGCGGCCGUCCAGGAGAAGUUCAGGACUUUCCUCACCCAACUCAAAGAGGGGCACUACGAGGUCACCAAGGAGCUGCUGGACGCUCUGCGAGCUGCCAAGCUGCACUCCAUCGAGGAGAAGGUCCGCGAGCGCUUCCUCCUGGACUGAGAGCACGAACUGAACUUUUCGGGUGGUUUUGAUUGUUCGUUUGUUUUGUUCCUUUUUUUUUUUUUCUUCUGUGGCUUCAUUAAUUUAUUAAUCUUUCCAAACCUAACUUGAAACGCAGCCUUAGAGAGGAGCGAUGGGUCAAAGUGCUGUGGCAGCUGCGGUGGGUCCUGCUCUGCGGGCGGAGGGAUCACUGGCCGCUGAUUUUCCAGCACUCAGCGAAGGUCAAUAUUUUAUCAGAAGAUAAACAUGUGGCCAGGGUCCUUUCUUCUGGGGAAGAACCCAGCUCCCCCUUUUUUAGAAAACUGUCUGGCUUUGUUUACAGCUGUGUGCGUUUGGUUUUGUCGGGGGUUUUGGUUUUUUUUUUAGUUUUUUUAACAGUAUUUCCCGCAGAGGAUUCACUUGCGUUGGUUUGUCACGCUCUGUUUGGAGAAGGGAGUUUACUGCUGAGACACACGUUGGGUGUAGGGCGCCUCUGAAGUCACUGGUACAGCCAGCUUUAAAUUUAUUUCUAAACUAUCUGUUUUUAUACCAUGUGCGAGAGAUGUUUUCUAAAGAAAGAAACAAAAGAAGUUAUUUUAUUAUACG